This is a messenger RNA of Tribolium castaneum (red flour beetle), 1526 nucleotides long. Its product is annotated as SET domain-containing protein SmydA-8. NCBI's taxonomy places the organism in Eukaryota, Metazoa, Arthropoda, Insecta, Coleoptera, Tenebrionidae. Bases 1 to 1407 code for a protein of 468 amino acids. Gene Ontology annotation, molecular function: protein binding. The transcript is spliced from 3 exons. The record is from RefSeq and is a predicted model, not a curated record.
AUGUCGCACGUGUGUGACAAUAAAGCACCAUUCAUGGUAAAAAGGGACGAGGUUUUGGGACGGUGUGUGGUGGCAACUCGAGACAUUCGAUCAGGGGAGGUUAUAGCCGAGAGUCUUCCUUUGAUUGUGGGACCUAAGAUGGCAAGUCCGCCUUUAUGUCUCGGCUGUCACAAAAAACUAGCCUUAGCUGAGAGCAGGUACGAUUGUAGCAAAUGCUUUUGGCCUCUUUGCGGCCAAGCUUGCGAGAGUUCCCCACUUCAUGAAGCGGAAUGCGAGAUUUUUGCCAAAGCUGGGUACAAACCCACCGUCAAAAAUGAUAAUUCCAAACAGACGGUUUACUGUCCAAUAGCCCCGCUUCGAGCGCUCCUCCUCAAAAAGAACUCGCCUGAGAGGUUUAACCUGCUUUUGGACUUCCAGUCGCACCUCCAAGACCACGAAAAGACUCAAGUCUACCAAGUCCUCAAGAAAAGUCUAGUCCCUUUUUUCACCCAACUCCUCAAACUUGAUACUAACGAGAGUGAAAUUUUGACGAUUUGUUCGAUUUUUGAUACUAACUGUUUCGAGGUCCGGGACACUCAGAGACUGGUUAACAUUCGAGGACUGUACCCUACGAUUUCGUUUCUGUCCCAUAGUUGCAAACAUAACACUAAACAUUGCUUUAACGGUGACAAUUUUCGUCUAGUUCUCACAGCAACGACUCCGAUCAAGAAAGGAGAUUUGGUCACCACGACUUACACUCAGACCCUCUGGGGCACUUUAUCUCGCCGAAGUCACUUGAAAAUGGCCAAGCACUUCGACUGUUUGUGUGAAAGAUGCACAGAUCCGACCGAAUUCGGGACUUACUUGAGUGCAGUCAACUGCUCCGUUUGUGGAGACGGCAGCAAAGUCACAAGUAGUGACCCUUUGAAUUGUGAGGCGGACUGGUUUUGCGAAAAUUGUGGUUUUGCGAUAACUGGAAGCGACAUGCUUUGGGGCAACGAAGUGCUCCAGAAAGAGAUCAACCAUUUGAAUAAAGAUAAUCCAAACAGUUUGGAAGAGUUUUUAGAACGAUACGCCGAAGUCUUGCAUGGUAGGAACUCCUAUUGUUUGCAAGUCAAAUAUGCACUUUGUCAAAUCUACGGAAGUUUGGAUGGGUUUAAGUUCGAAGAGUUGUCUUCCGACUUAAUUGAUCGGAAAAUUGAGCUUUGUAAGGAGUUAUUGGCAGUUGCUGAGGUUUUAGAACCGGGACAGUCGUGGUUUCGGGGGUUACUUUUGUACGAUUUGUUUGAAGCACUUGUGGCAAAAGCUGAACGAAGAGGAGAAGAUAUUGACGAAGAAACUAAGAACUAUUUGACCGAAGCUGCUAAAAUUUUUGAUUCAGAGCCGGAUAUGAGAGAUAAUAUUCAAAAAAAAUUGAUGGACUCGUAGGAGUUUGAACCAAUUUUUUUGUCUGUAUUUUAAGUUUUAUUAUUUUGUAUUUUUUUUUCAUAUGUGUAAUAAAUUUUACCAAUAGUUUUUUCGGUGUUAUGCGCUAUCUUCGAAAUAAA